AUAUAAUAAACAAACAACUCAUUAGAUUCUGAGGUAAGUUAUAACCUUCUUCCCCUUCGUCCAUAAAUCAUAACAAAUUGAACUCAGAAAAAUUCAAGUUUUAUACGUUUUAAGUUGAUUUUUUGGGCUAAAUUUUACCUGAAACAAAGACAAAAAUGGGGUUGACAGUGUCACGGAUAAUGAGAUUAUUUUAUGCAAAGAAAGAAAUGAGGAUUCUGAUGGUAGGUCUUGAUGCUGCUGGAAAAACAACAAUACUCUACAAACUGAAGCUUGGAGAAAUUGUCACUACCAUACCAACCAUAGGCUUCAAUGUAGAGACUGUUGAGUACAAAAAUGUGAGCUUCACUGUCUGGGAUGUUGGAGGACAAGACAAGAUUCGACCAUUGUGGAGACACUAUUUUCAGAACACACAAGGUCUUAUCUUUGUGGUAGAUAGUAAUGAUAGAGAAAGAAUUUUAGAAGCCAGAGAUGAACUUCAUAGAAUGCUAAGUGAGGAUGAACUUCGUGAUGCCACUUUACUUGUAUUUGCCAAUAAGCAAGAUCUUCCAAAUGCUUUGAGUGUUUCAGAAAUUACUGAUAAACUUGGUUUACAUUCACUUCGCCAGCGUCGUUGGUACAUCCAGUCAACUUGUGCUACAUCUGGACAAGGACUCUAUGAAGGCCUUGAUUGGUUAUCAAGUAACAUAUCUAACAAGAUAAGAUGAAUCAAGAUCUGAUUUACUUUGAUCUUUAUCAUAUGGAUAUUGAGACUUUGCUCCACAUUCUAUAAUAUGUACUCUAUGACAUAUUGUUUGCUUAUAUACUGGCAUGAACUUGAGUACCUUUUGUUAAUUUGAACUAUGAACCAACUAUAAUAUCAAUCACUGUGUACACUCUUUUAUUAGAA
Messenger RNA from Medicago truncatula (barrel medic), 886 nucleotides. Its product is annotated as ADP-ribosylation factor 2. The record is from RefSeq and is a predicted model, not a curated record. NCBI's taxonomy places the organism in Eukaryota, Viridiplantae, Streptophyta, Magnoliopsida, Fabales, Fabaceae. The coding region runs from base 156 to 704 and encodes 182 amino acids. The transcript has 5 exons. Gene Ontology annotation, molecular function: GTP binding; GTPase activity.